AAAUUGAGUGCCCUAGUUAGGGUUUUGUUUUUUGGCCGAAUUUGGGGCUUUGUUCUGGGUUCUGCUCAUUUGGGGAUUUUGGGGCAGCUGUUGAUCAAUUCGUGUGUGAAAAUGGAUUCGGAAGCGCAAAACGCGUCGUUGAAUCCAUCGCAAGUGCUUGCUCAACUCCUCACUAAGAGAACCAAGCUUCAAGACGAACUCAGAGGAAUUGAGAAACAGGUCUACGAUCUAGAGACUACGUAUCUGCAGGAUCCGAGUCAAUGUGGCAAUGUAUUAAAAGGGUUUGAAGGGUUUCUGUCUUCAACAAAGAGCACUUCCUUCUUGAAGCGAUCUCGGAAGUUUCAACCUGAAGACAGGCUAUUCUCAUUAUCUUCCGUGACAUCACCAGCAGCGGAAGAACUUGCAGCUGGACGAGAUGAUGGGAGAUCAGACUUUGGUCCCGGCCGUUCUAAAGGGGGUAUAUACGCAAACGGGCAAGGAAAACCGAAGAAAGGAAGACCUACUCCAAGAGAUGCAAAGAGAAUCAGGCAGAGUGAACAAGAUUAUGACUAUGAAGAUGAUCCUGAUAUGAUGUGACGGAGGAAAUGCCUGGUGACUUUUCCCUACAAGCUCUGCGUGAGCAGCUAGUUAGCUAGAGUCUUGAACAGAGAUAUAGCUUUUGUUUUGAAGUUCUGUUGAGGCAAAACUUCUCACUAAGGCAGGCAUAGCCUCCUCUUCACUUCUGUAAUCUAACCCUCUGUCAGGUUGUAAAUUAUACCCUUUCUCCUCGGUUAGAAUUAGUUGCUUCUGCUCAACUUAUGUUCAAGAAUAGAUCUUUAAGCUCUGUAAGCACUUUGGAUCAUUGCCUUCCAUGGCUAUAAUAUCGUCUUUUGGAUACAGUGGUAUAAAAUC
Molecule: messenger RNA, 891 nt
Organism: Fragaria vesca subsp. vesca
Lineage: Eukaryota; Viridiplantae; Streptophyta; Magnoliopsida; Rosales; Rosaceae
Product: chromatin modification-related protein MEAF6-like
Exons: 7
Coding region: 112-576 (154 amino acids)
Cellular component (GO): histone acetyltransferase complex
Source: RefSeq, a predicted model, not a curated record